Messenger RNA from Drosophila hydei, 4605 nucleotides. It is a transcript of the gene retn, whose product is annotated as protein dead ringer. The coding region runs from base 799 to 3693 and encodes 964 amino acids. Gene Ontology annotation, biological process: regulation of transcription by RNA polymerase II. The record is from RefSeq and is a predicted model, not a curated record. Gene Ontology annotation, cellular component: nucleus. The transcript has 11 exons. Gene Ontology annotation, molecular function: DNA binding. Lineage: Eukaryota; Metazoa; Arthropoda; Insecta; Diptera; Drosophilidae.
UUUUAUUCCCAAUUGGAGUUCCGUGUGCGUCGGGCGAAAGCGGCGGACUGUGCGCGAUAUCAAACGUGAAAUAAAUGAACAAAUUGAUAAUUAAUAAGCAACAGGAGCCGAUCUCCAUACCGAUCAGGCCCCAUCAGGUAACACUAACAACAACAACGUUGCGCCGACUAUUCCAAUGUAAUCUAAAUGUGUUUUGGUGUUGCGUGUGUGUGUGUUUAUUGUGAUCGCUUAAAAAGGAGCUGGCACUAAGGCGAACGAUAACAUUUAAAUAAUUAAAAUUAGUGUUAAUUGAAAUCGCAUUCAACAGCAGUUCAAGCCAAGUUGGAUAUUUUGAAAUUCAACAAAAAUUAAAAAAAAAAACCAAAAACAAGCGAAACCACAAAAAUAACGCGAGCUCAAUUAACGGUGCUUUUCAAGCGAUUCCCUUUUGGCAAAACUUCAGCGGAAUUAACCGAAAUCAACAACAACAAUGCGAAGACCACAAAGCGAGGCGACAAUUUGAAUAUUUGAUAACGGUAAUUCGAUCAUAUAAUCGCAGGAGCAAAAGCAAAUGCAAAACAGGCCAACAAGCAACGAGGCGAGAAAGAGAGUGAACGAGAGAAAGAGAGGGCAAGAGAAACAAUAAUAAUAAUAAUAACAACAACAAGAAAGUGUGCUGUGCAAAUUACGUAGAAAGUUAAAAGCUCGCGCAUUGAUUCCGCUAUAAACCGAAACAAUUUGCCAUCUGCGCUUUGCAAUUAUCAAAAUUCAAAUUCAAGUUUCACUCGAAGCCCGCACUAAAAACCAAACUUCGCACUAAUGCAACUCCGAGUGCAUCCGACUAUGGAUUGCAGCGGCCGUUCAAAUAACAAUAUUGAACGCGAUUCCGAUUUGGGUGACGAUUUGUCCCACGGCGAUCGAACGGAUGACGAGAUGCGCGACUGCGACUCCGUAGACGGUGAACAUCAUCAGCUGAGCGCCAAGGCGGCAAUUGCAGCUCGACUCAGUCACACAGUCGCCGGCGGCGCUGGCCUCAACUUUGCCAGUCCAGAGCAGCAAACAGAUCUGCCACUCAGCCAUCAUCACCAACUGCCGCCGAAUCAUCCGCUUAACGCUCUGGGCAGCUUCAUGGGCAUCGGCGGCCUACACAGCAUUCCAAAUCUGCAGCACAGCGAUGUGCUCGAGAAGCUCAAGAUGCAAGUGCGCGACAUGAAAGUGGGUCUCAUGGAACAGGACUAUGCGGCGGCGGCACAUGCAGCUGCCUUUGGGGCCAAUAUGCUGCCCACAACCAUAAGCUCGGCCUUUCCGCUGGCCCACAAUUCGGUGGCAGCCGCUGCGGCAGCUGCAUCCUUUGGCCAUGCGGCAAGUGCAACGGCCAGCAAUGGCGCCAGCUACAAUGGAGGCGUCGCUGCCGCCAGCGGAGGAGCUCUAGCAGCUGGCAACAAUAAUACAGGUGGCACAGGUGGAGGCAAUAGCGGCAGCAGCGCCGUUGCCAAUGCACCAGGCACUGCUGGCAACAACAACAAUAACAACAGCAGCAACAACAACAACAACAAUGCAGGCAAUGGACAUCCCUUUUCGUUUGCAUCGCCGACAGCGCCAAGCGCCAAAGAAGCGCGUCAUUUUGCAGCUAAUUCCGCAUCAAAUUCAUCGACGUCCAGCGAGGCAUCCAAUUCAUCGCAGCAGAAUAAUGGCUGGAGCUUUGAAGAGCAGUACAAACAAGUCAGACAGCUCUAUGAAAUCAAUGAUGAUCCCAAGCGCAAGGAGUUUCUCGAUGAUUUGUUUUCGUUUAUGCAAAAGCGCGGCACGCCCAUCAAUCGGCUGCCCAUCAUGGCCAAAUCGGUGCUGGAUCUGUAUGAGCUAUAUAAUCUGGUGAUAGCACGCGGCGGCCUCGUCGACGUCAUCAACAAGAAGCUCUGGCAGGAGAUUAUCAAGGGACUGCAUCUGCCGUCGAGCAUCACCAGUGCCGCGUUCACGCUGCGUACCCAAUACAUGAAGUAUUUGUACCCGUACGAGUGCGAGAAGAAGAACCUGAGCACACCGGCCGAGCUGCAGGCGGCCAUCGAUGGCAAUCGACGCGAAGGACGUCGCUCCAGCUACGGCCAAUACGAGGCAAUGCACAAUCAGAUGCCGCUGACACCCAUUUCGCGCGCUCCGCUGCCCGGUGGCAUGCAGCAGAUGUCGCCAUUGGCACUGGUCACACACGCCGCGGCGGCCAACAAUCAGCAGGCGCAGGCAGCGGCAGCAGCCGCCGCAGCGCACCGCCGACUGAUGGGCGGACCGGCGUUUGGCCAGAUGCCCAAUCUGGUGACGCAGGAGAUCGAGAAUCGCAUGAUGGAGUAUCUGCAGCUAAUACAGGCCAAGAAGGAACAGAGCGCUGGUCCUGUGCUGGCUGCCACACACAAUCACCAGCAGCAGCAGCAGCAACAGCAUCAACAGCAGCAGCAGCAACAGUCGCUGCAUCAUCAUCAGCAGCAGCAGCAACAGCAGCAGCGACAGCGCUCCCAGAGCCCAGAGCUGAGCACGCGCGAUGCGUUGAGUGCACAGGUGGCGCUUUGGCACAUGUAUCACAAUAGCAGUCCAAACGGCUCGGCGCACACCUCCCCACAGCAACGCGAAGCCUUGAACCUGUCCGAUUCGCCGCCAACUCUGAAUCUGAAUCACAUAAAACGUGAACGUGAACGCGAUCCUACGCCGGAGCCGACGGAUCAUGAUGAGGCACCGCAUCAACCGCCGCCAGCGAAACGCGUGGGCAGCGGUCUGAUGCCACCCGGUUUUCCCGCAAACUUCUACUUGAAUCCACACAACAUGGCCGCUGUGGCAGCCGCCGCUGGCUUCCAUCACCAGGCGAACAGCAACAGCCAUCAUCAUCUGCAUCAGCAGCAGCAGCAACAGGACGCAGCGUCCGACGGCGAGCCAGAGGAUGACUAUGGCAAUGCAGAGCACAAUACCACCGGCAAUUCCUCGUCUAUGCACGACGACAGCGAGCCACAGCAGCUGAAUGGCCAUCACGACGACCAUCACCACCACCAUCAUCAUCAUCAUCAUCAGAAUCAUCUGGACAAAUCGGAUGACUCGGCCAUUGAGAACUCACCCAGCACUUCCACCACAGCGUCAGCAUCGGGCGGUCAUCGUCACAGCUCGCCGGUCUCCACCAAGAAGAAGAGCGGAGCCAGCAAGGCGCAGUCCAGCCCCAAGGACACGCAGCACGACAACUGCACAGCCGGCGGCAGCAGCGCGGCCAUAAGCGGGGGAGGAGGCGUCAAGCUAAAUCCCCUCGAGACACUCAGCCUGCUGUCGGGCAUGCAGUUUCAAGUGGCACGCAAUGGCACCGGCGCAAAUGGCGAGCAGCAGUUGAUUGUCAAUCUGGAGCUGAAUGGCAUUAAGUACUCGGGCGUGCUGGUGGCCAAUACAGGCGGGUCAGAGCGUCACGACGACCCCGACCCAGACAGCGAAGCAGUUGCGCCCGCUGCAGCCCUGGAAGGAGGCGAGGAGCCAGCGCCCGAGGAGGCCAACACUGCGACUGCACACGAGAGCAGCCAGGAAGUUAGCCAGAAUGAGGCAAACGACGAGGAGACGCAGCAACAGCAGCAGCAGCCACAGCCAACUGAAGACAUUGUCAAUGGAGGCAGUGGGGGCGUGGGCGUAGGCUUAGGUGUGGGUGUGGGUGUGGGUGUGGGGUCGCUGUUAAAAGAUGCUGUAGCCAGUUCGUAAAGUGCGAGUGGUCAAGGAAACCGUAUAAAAACGAAACGAAAUAGGAAUACCAAAGUCAUAUUUUUCAGAAAAAUAAAAAACAGACACACACACGCACACACGCAGCAUAAUCCAAUGUAAAUACACACACACCACACACACACAGACAGAGAGUUAGGUUGUUGUGUGAGCAGCGAGUGUGUUAGGCUUAGCAGCGAGCAAGUGAAUGAUGUGUGUGAACUCGUUAGCCUGGCUAAGACAAAAGUGCAUCCACAUAGCAGUUACGCCCACGCGCCCAUUAUGAAACCACACACACACACAUAUAUAUAUAGUUAUAUAUGCAUAUAUACGAUAUAUCGAUUAGUAUGUUCAUUUUCCACACUUUGCAUAAAAGACAAGCUUGCGAGCAUUGUAUUUAUUUAUAGGCCCUAGUUAUAUAAGCAGCUACAACAAUAACAACAACAAGAACAACAAGAACAGCAAGAGAAGCGCAGAUAAAAGCUUAAUAAUACUUUUGAUUAGUUGUUAGGGUGCCCAAGGUUACACGCAACACAAAACCCCAGCCCCCGCCCUGGCUUAGAAGAACUCGUUUAAGAGAGCAAAAAUUCGUUUCAGCUUUGCUCUUGUUUUUUUUAAUUAUUUUAAAUUGUGUUAGGCUGCAAAGCUUGUGUACAUAUCAAUAAAUGCUAUGUAGUAGUAAAUAUCUCUCUAUAUACAUUAAUAUAUAUAUAUGUAUACCUUAUCUUUAUAUAAUUCUAAGUGAGCAUUCACACACACACACACAUUUGCAUUUUGACCAUAUAAACCAUAGACCAUAGACCGUAGUAUAUAGACAUAAAUACGAUUAUGAGCCUAAAGCAUAAAGCAUAUAGACACACACACACACACACACACACACACAUGCAUAUAAAGUAAUUAUAUUGAUAUAAAAUA